UCGGUUGGCCAGUCGUACGGUGGGUGAAGCAGCGUCAGAAGACAAAGCGUCUCUCGCGCCAGCUGACGGAGCCCGCGGGGCCUGCCGAGAAGGAACAUCGCACCGGGAUGGAGGCACUGCGCGGCGACAGCGACAGGGUGCCGAGAUCAGCAGCUACAACCGCCGGCGUGUACAAUACCACCACGUGUGAGGAUGACCGGGCCGACGGUGGUGCCACGGUCACGUGGAGCCGUUGCAAGGAGCUGCUGCUCGACUUUCACCUCAACUCCGACCGGAUAUUCUACCGGAUCGGACUCAGCAUAGCCACAAAGCCAUGGCUUUGGCUGAUAAUAUCACUUUGCCUGAACGUCAUCUGCGGCUUCGGACUGUUGCUCUGGAAGGAGAAGGUCAACGAGGUCGAGCUUUACAUGCCGAUCGGCUCCGUGUUCCGCAAGGACGCCGCCUGGGUGAAGGAACACUUCCGGGACGAUCUUAGGCACGAGAUCAUCAUCGUCACCGCCCCGAACGUGCUGGACCCCGAAGUGCUGCGAUCGAUCCAAGAUAUCGAGAGAGACGUGAAGAGCAUAGUGGUUCACAAUGACACUUGGAAGGACGUAUGCGCCGGGCACUUCACGUGGUUUCAGCAGGACGCCACGUGGGAAACCAUGGACAAGAGCGAGUUUCCCGAUGAGUAUCUAUUUAUUAUAAACGACACGAUGUCGAAAGACGCGUGUAUUUACAAGUCGCUUUUGAAGCUGUGGCAGAAGGACGGGGCGAAGGAUGUCGGCAUGUUGACGAAGAAGGAGAUACUGCGCGACGUCACCGUAGCUAUGCAGAAUAAACACGCGAAGGACAUCUUGUCGGACAUCGCGCCGCUGCUGGCGGACGUCGAAUACGACGAGAACGGCUGGGUGAAAGGCGCGCGGGCGACGAUCAUGUACUGGAUGCUGAAGAAGUCGAAUCCUCGCUCGCCGGACUGGGAGGUCGAGUUCAUCGAACGGGUGCUGUACUCGAACCGCACCCUGCCGCCCGGGAUGGAGAUCUACGCGGUGACGUCGCGCAGCUACCACGACAUGCUGCACCAGGUGAUCAACAGUAACAUGACCGUGCUGUUCUGCGGCAUGUCGCUGAUCACGAUCUACGUGAUCGUGAUGAUCGGCCGGUGCAACGUGGUGCAGCAGCGGAUCUACCUGUCGCUCAUGGGCAUCUCCGUGGUCGGGCAAGCCCUCCUGUCGUCCUACGGCCUCUGCUACUACAUGGGCUUCUUCUACGGGCCGGUGCACCCGAUCCUGCCGUUCCUGCUGCUCGGCAUCGGCGUCGACGACAUGUUCGUCAUAAUGCAGAGCCUGGAGACCAUGUCGGCGAAGGACAAGUCAUCGGGCAUAGCCGAGCGCAUCGCGAAAGCCAUUCAAGUAUCAGGUAUGUCCAUCACCGUGACGUCGCUCACCAACAUGGUGGCCUUCGGCAUCGGCAUGACGACGGUGAUGCCGUUCCUCAAGUCCUUCUGCAUGUUCGCGGCCACGGGGAUACUGUUCCUCUACGUCUACGAGAUCAUGUUCUUCGUCAGCUGCCUGGUGUACGACGAGAGAAGGCUGGCCGCGAAGAAGGACGGCUGCUGCUGCCGGCCGCAGCGGCCGGACUGGCAAGCGAACGAGUGCAGCAAACGGGACUUCCAGCGUAUCAUGUUCGAGAAGUACGUCGGCCCGUGCGUGACGAGGACGUGGGUGAAGACGAUCGUUCUGCUACUCACCGCCGGCCUGCUGUGCGUCAACGUGUGGGCGAUCUUCCAGGUGGAGCAGAACUUCGACCCGCUCAUGUACUUAAACCAGGAGUCCUAUCCGAUACGGUUCAACAACAAGCUGAAGGAGCACUUCCCGCGCUACGGCAAGAACGUCAACAUCUACCUGUCCGGCGUGGACUACUACGAGGACCGUCAGACGCUCGCCCAGCUGGUGGACAACCUCAGGCGGAACCCCUACGUGAACAACCGCACCCUCGAGCCGUGGUUCGUCGCCUACGAGAAGUGGCUCAACACCACUCACAAAGCGGAAUAUAUCGUGGACAGGGAAGAGUAUUACAAUACCCUCACGGAAUACCUGCUGCUGACGGUGGAGGGUCAAGCGUACAUCCAGGACAUCAAGUUCGACAAGCUUCCGUUCAACGAGUACAACAUCACGACCUCGCAGAUCCCGGUGCAACAUAUCCCCAUGAGCACGACGUCCGAUCAGAUACGAGCCAUGCAGUCGGUCCGUGACGCCGUGAUGUCGCUGAACUUCACCCACGACCAUAUCGCGAUUCAUUCGAUAGAUUACGUGACGUGGGCGUCGAACAAGAUCAUCGGCGAGGAACUGAUCAGGAACCUGAGCCUGGAGAUAGUGGCGGUCGGGAUAGUGACGCUGGUGCUGCUGAGGAAUCUACUGGCAUCGUUCUGGGUGAUGUGCUGCGUGCUGUUCACGCUCGUCGAUCUCCUAGGCUCGAUGUACUUCAUGGGCCUGACCGUCGAGAUCUCGUCGACCAUCAUGGUCUUGCUGUGCGCCGGUCUCGCGGUCGACUACGCCGCGCACAUCGGUCUGGAGUUCAUACGCUCCAGCGGCACUAAGCAGGAACGUGCGGUUACGACGCUGAGCGUCAUCGGGCCGGCCGUCCUCAACGGUGGCUUGAGCACGUUCCUCGCCUUCGUCCUGCUGGGUUUCAGCCAGGCUUACGUCUUCAAGGCCUUCUUCAGGUUGUUCUCGUCCGUGGUGCUAUUCGGUUUGUUCCACGGCUUGCUGUUUUUGCCGGUGAUACUGAGCUUGGCGGGGCCAGGCGAGAGGAAGCAGAACAGCCUGGAGAAGGGGCAGAGUAUGCAAUAUCACAACGGCUACUAUACCGUCCGUCUGUCCCAAAACGGAAAAGAUAUAGAGGACACGCUUGCUAAAUGACAUUUAGCGACACUCCAAGAGGCUGCUUAGGUAAACAAAUAUUCCUGUAGGUAAUUCUAGCGUCGG
Dinoponera quadriceps is the source of this 2966-nucleotide messenger RNA. RefSeq names its product patched domain-containing protein 3-like. The coding region runs from base 108 to 2900 and encodes 930 amino acids. Lineage: Eukaryota; Metazoa; Arthropoda; Insecta; Hymenoptera; Formicidae. The transcript is spliced from 12 exons. The record is from RefSeq and is a predicted model, not a curated record. Gene Ontology annotation, cellular component: membrane.